Didymodactylos carnosus is the source of this 2799-nucleotide messenger RNA. Lineage: Eukaryota; Metazoa; Rotifera; Eurotatoria; Philodinida; Philodinidae. The record is from the annotation of a GenBank genome assembly.
AUGGUUGUUCCAUCCUCAGUUGAAGAUGAUGAUAUGCACGUGAUCAAUGAGUUACCAGGAAUAUUGAAAACUAGUUCAAUAAAUGCUUCGUCAAGCGGUACACAUAGUACAACAGAAUCAUCAUCUACGAAUGUCAAUGAAUUACCAUUCGAAUUAUUGUCAGGUGAAGAUGUCAUUCAUCAUUGUUCAUCAGCCGAUGGUCUUCUUUAUUUGACAUGUUACCGUCUAUUCAUAUAUUCAAAUGAUAGUGGUUCAUUUAUUAAUUGUCCAACACGUUUAAUCGAGUGUCUUGAAAUCAAAGAUAAUCUAUAUUUAUACGUUCAUUGUAAAGAUAUUAGAUGUUUUCGUCUGACAUUUUUUACCGGAGAAAAGUGUACGGGGUGGUUCAAAAAAAUUUCUGAUGCAAUCGCACCCCCACCAACAAUUGAAGAUUUAUUUGCUUUCAAAUUUGCGCAAGCAACACCUACAGAACAUACAGAAAGACAAACGCAACAUAACAAAGAUCGAUUUCAAGAAGAAAUUUCAAGAUUACAAUUAGAUUCAAACACAUGGCGUUUAACAACCAUAAAUAAAAAAUACAAACUGUGUGCGAGUUAUCCUGAAUACUGUAUUGUACCAGCAUCAAUUACAGAUGAAGAAUUAAACGAAGUGGCCAAAUUUAGAUCAUACAGACGAUUUCCAACUGUUGUAUGGAGACAUCAAAAUGGAGCUGUUAUUGCUCGAACUAGUCAGCCUGAAGUUGGAUGGUUGUUUUGGCGGUCAAAAGAAGAUGAAAAAAUGAUUGCAGCUAUCAUUGAAUCUUGUUAUACGGAGCCUAAUCGUGAACCUGGUUCAAAUCGUUUACUAAUACUUGACGCUCGUAGUUAUGCUGCAGCAAUUGCAAAUCGUGCCAAAGGUGGAGGUUUUGAGUAUCCACCAUAUUAUGCAGAUUGUGAGGUUCAAUUUAUGAAUUUACCUAACAUACAUGCAAUUCGAAAAAGUGCACAAAUGUUAAGAACUUCAAUAGCUAGCGGAGCCAACGGAGAAUGUUGGUUAUCACAACUAGAAUCAACUCGAUGGCUUCACAAUAUAUCCUUAUUAUUAGCUGCAGCUAGUUUUGUAGCAACAACAAUCGAUAAACAAGCACGCCCAGUUUUAGUACAUUGUUCUGAUGGAUGGGAUCGUACACCACAGAUUACGGCUCUUGCUCAGAUUAUGCUAGAUCCGUACUAUCGGACGAUUGAGGGCUUUCAAACUCUAAUUCAACGUGAGUGGAUUGCAUUCGGACACAAGUUUGCUGAUCGUUGCGGCCACGGAGUUGGAGCUACCGAUCCAAAUGAACGUAGCCCGGUAUUUCUUCAAUGGUUGGAUUGCGUUUAUCAAUUGCAGGCACAAAAUUCAGUGUCAUUCGAGUUUAAUGAAAUGUUCUUACUUAAAUUAGCAAGUCAUACUUAUACAUGUUUACAUGGCACAUUUUUAUGCAAUACCGAUUUUGAACGUUUCACAUGGAAUUUAGAAAAGAAGACACAUAGUGUAUGGAGUCUAUUAAAUAUGAAAUCAACACAGUUAAUAAAUCAUUUAUUUGAUGACACAAAGAAGGAAGUUUUAUAUCCCUCUUAUUCUGUACGCGAUUUGAAAAUAUGGACUAAUUUAUAUUUACGUGAUACACGUUUUACACCAUCCAUUCCGUGUGAAUUGCCAUCGUCUACUUCGUCAUUAGUACCUCGUUGUCGUUCCUAUGAAGAUCUAUCAUCUUCAGCAUUAAACGGACUCCAUCGUUCAUCAUCAGAUCCAUCCUUGAGUGGUAGUAUGGAGUCUUCAAUCACACUACGAACAGGAACAACUCCUCCCAUCACUAUAAGUAAUCAUAAUGUCGGUAUGACUUUACAACAUCAGAAUAGUGGUCAUUUGCUAAACUCAAAUUCAUCAUUAUCAAACAGUUUAUUUGGUCCUCCUCAUCAUCUUGGCGGAGCUUUAUCACAAAAUGGUGAAAGUAAUUCAAAUUUGUUACCGACAUCAAACAGUACCACGACACCAAAUCAAACAACGGCAACAAAUUCUCUGACAAAUGGACAUUGCAGUUGCGGGGAUCAGCAUUAUUUGAGUAAUGGCCAAACGAUGGAUGAUUCAUCUUUAGACUCAGCGCCAGAUAUUACACAAUUAGCACUGUCGAUGCAAAAAUUUCCGUUAAAUGUCAGUGCAGUAUUACGAACGAUGUCAACACGAAAACAUACAAAUUCAACAUCGAGUACAACAUCCAGUUUAUCAGAAGCAUGGUCUCUACCGAAAAUAUCAUCGUUCGAUAAUAACAAUACUCCACAAAAAAUGUUGCACCAUUUAUCGUCGUCUUCUUCAUAUGGCGACAGGUCAGUAAAAUCUGUUCGAAAACGUAUUGAUAUCGAUGGUUUAACAAAGAUAAACGAUGUUGCCACAUCAAGAAUGUUACAAAAAGAACGAACAUAUGUGGUACGCAAACAUCAUUGCAGACGAUGUGGAAAUGUGUUCUGCCACAACUGUGCAAGACAUUAUAAACCAAUUCCAACAUUGAAUUUACUAAAUCCUGUACGUGUUUGUGAUACUUGUUAUUCAGCAAUCGAAGAUAAUUCUAAUUUAACAACAUCUUCGAGAUGCAGUCCAGUAAUGCAUAACACAUUAUCAUCAUCACCAAAACAAAAAGAUGCAACAAUUAAUUUAUUAGCAGCAGCUGCUAAUACAACAGUACCAGUACCAAUCCAAACACAAGCAAACGAUUGUAGAAAACAACAACAAACGACGACAUCAACCACAUUCAAUUCAACAAGUCAGAAAGUGAGAGGGUAA